AGUCUUGGCUUGUUUCUUUUCUUGUUCUAUUGUCUCGCCUUGUUCUUGUUUAACAUUUCCUCGACACACCAGACCACGUUCGCAUAUUCAUAGACGCCUCCAUAUACCAUGUGGGCUCUUGUGCCACCACCGAAUUUAACGGUACUGGGGCUUGCGAUCGCACUUGUCGUAUUUCUUAAAUAUGCGCUUCGAUUCAACAUUCAUCCACAAGAGCCACCUGUCGUCUAUCCCAGGAUUCCCUUGGUUGGGCACAUCAUCGGCAUGCUCACCGCCGGAGCCACCUAUUUCGGGGAGCUGUAUGAGAUGCACGGGUAUCCAAUCUUCACGCUACCUAUGUUCACGGGUCGGACCUAUAUCGUGACGUCACCAGAACUAGCUUCGGCUGUGCAAAAGGCGCCCUCGAGUCUGGAACUCGACCCAAUCUUCGAAGAAAUCGUUCCUCGUCUGGCCGUCCUAAACAGACACACGACGUUGAUCAUGAGAGGCACCGCUGCUGGGCGGAAGGAAGGAGUUAGCAUCAACAAGCUCUCACACAAGAUCUUGACAUGGCAAUCCAUUUCACGUGGCUCGCAUGCGCAACUGGGCUUCCUUGGAGAACUCAUCAACAAUGUUGAGGACUAUCGCGAUGUUGAUCUUUUCCGUUUUGUUCGUGAGACUGUCUGUGAGGCAUCCAACAGAACAUUUUUCGGCCCCCAAAAUCCGUUCGAAAAGGAUCCUAGUCUCCUAGACAGUUUCUGGGAUUGGGAGAACGGCCUCACAGUUCUAAUGAUGGGUAUUUUCCCCAGCAUCACGGCUCGCAAAUCAUAUCGGGGCUUCAUGAGAUGCGCCAGAGCCUUUGCAGCAUACAUCGAAGCAGGCGGGUACGAAAACGCCCAUGAAAUCGUGCAAGCUCGCAACGAAAUGCACCUACAGCACGGCAUCUUUGAUGUGCUGGAAAGAGGAAAACUCGACGUCGCGAUGCAAUUAGCUACGAACGUAAACGCCAGUAUAAUCACAUUCUGGUUGCUAAGUAAUGUUUUCAGUCGUCCGGACCUCUUAGCGCGGCUACGCGACGAGAUCACAGAGAACGCUCUUGUAGGUCCUGCCACACUAUCGCUCGAGUUCCUUCGCCAGUCGUGUCCUACCCUGGUCUCAGUUUUUCGCGAGAUUCUCCGCCUGUAUGCCCCACUGAGCAGUGUACGGUACAUCGGCGCCGACACCAUGCUAGCAAACACCUACCUCGUCAAGAAGGGCGCUAUUAUUCAAGUCGCCGGCAGCGUGAUGCACAAAGACAAAAGCCACUGGGGACCGGACGCAGCGUCGUUCAACCCCGAUCGCUUCCUGUAUAGUACUAGCGGCACGCGAGUAGGCAGUGAUGGCCGCGUCUCAGAGGACAAGUCUAGUAAUCUGCAUCCAGCGACGUUUCGAAGCUUUGGCGGUGGGACGAGUAUGUGUCCCGGACGCAACUUUGCUCAAGCAGAAAUCCUCAGUCUCUCCGCAGUCUUACUGCUGGGAUUUGAUAUGAAGGCGCACGAUGAGCUUGCUUGGAAUCCGCCACCGGAUACCAAGAGACCCCUCAUCUCUGCCAUGAAGCCGGUGAAGGAAGUUAAGGUAACGAUACGAAGGCGCAAGGAGUUCAAGGGUGUGAAGUGGGAGUUGAAAUUGUGAAUUAGAAAAGUUCGAUAAUCCGACGAAAGGUUGAUUCUUUUGGAUGGACCUCGCUGUUGGUCGCGGGUUGCACAGAUGAUCGUGCGUGUAGGUAAG
Messenger RNA from Boeremia exigua, 1743 nucleotides. RefSeq names its product cytochrome P450. Bases 109 to 1647 code for a protein of 512 amino acids. The record is from RefSeq and is a predicted model, not a curated record. NCBI's taxonomy places the organism in Eukaryota, Fungi, Ascomycota, Dothideomycetes, Pleosporales, Didymellaceae. The transcript has 2 exons. Gene Ontology annotation, molecular function: iron ion binding; oxidoreductase activity, acting on paired donors, with incorporation or reduction of molecular oxygen; heme binding.